AUGGUCCCCAAUUAUAACCGGACUCAAUUUAGAAGUCAUUUUAGAAUUAGUUAUGAGGCAUAUGAAGGCCUUUUAGUAAUUUUAGGCCCACGUCUGCAGCGAGUAGGAAACAAGGGGCGAAACAUAAUACCAGUUGAAAAACAGUUACUAUCAGUGUUGUGGUUAUUAGCUACCCCAGAUUCGUACAGGUCAGUUGGUGAAAGGUUUGACAUGGGAAAGUCUUCUCUAUCAGUUUCUUUCAUGAGGGUGGUAAAAACCUUAAAUGUAUUAGGCAGGCAACUUAUCUCGUGGCCCAGGGGAGAGAGAGUAGAAAGUGUAAAGAGGAGAUUUUUUGAAAUGGCUCAUAUACCAAAUGUCAUUGGAGCUGUAGACGAUUCCCAAAAUGGCUUUGAGUUAUCAUUUGCAAUAAACUGACAGCAUUCCAACUACCGUAUUGGCAGCAUGCAUUUUACAUAAUAUUUGUUUAGAGCAUGAUGAAGUACAAUAUGGGAACCAAUACAUUGCUGAAGGACAGAAUGCAAUUCAUGGUAAUGAAGAAGCGGCACGUCAUGAAAUUGCUGAAAGAAAUGGGAGAGUAUACAGAGAUCAACUUUGUCAAACUUUAUUUCAAGAGUUGCAAUAAAUACACAAAAUUUGUUCAUUGUUAGAAGGCACAACAAAUUUUAUUAAUAUUAGUUUUGU
This is a messenger RNA of Zophobas morio, 681 nucleotides long. RefSeq lists its product as uncharacterized. Bases 1 to 414 code for a protein of 137 amino acids. Lineage: Eukaryota; Metazoa; Arthropoda; Insecta; Coleoptera; Tenebrionidae. The record is from RefSeq and is a predicted model, not a curated record. The transcript is spliced from 3 exons.